This is a messenger RNA of Aspergillus terreus NIH2624, 837 nucleotides long. RefSeq lists its product as uncharacterized. The record is from RefSeq and is a predicted model, not a curated record. Gene Ontology annotation, biological process: protein phosphorylation. Lineage: Eukaryota; Fungi; Ascomycota; Eurotiomycetes; Eurotiales; Aspergillaceae. Gene Ontology annotation, molecular function: protein kinase activity; ATP binding. Bases 1 to 837 code for a protein of 278 amino acids. The transcript is spliced from 3 exons.
AUGUCGAGAUCUUCGGUGGGUGACUUCUUGAAUUUCACUCUCUCCUUUUCACCCCUGCGAAAUGAAGCGCCCCAGUUAACAGAGCCUAGAAGCCAAAAACAUGUCGUUCUGAAAGUGUCUACUUCGCUGCAGAAGUUCCCCACGGCGACAGACCGCGAAUACAAGAUUUAUGAGCGGCUUGCGAAAGUCAACUCGACACAUCCAGGACAAUCAUUGAUUCGAGAGCUGUACGACUCGUUUGAGCUGAAGGGCCGUGCUGGAAAGCACCGAUGUCUCGUCCUCCAACCAAUGCAUAUGACGCUCCUGGAAAUGAUGCGACUGAAUCCAAGACCGUUCGAUCUAAAGACGGACAAUCUCAUGCUCAGCCUAGAAGAUGAUACAAUGCUAGCGGAUUUUACAAAAGAGGAGAUCGAUCACCCAAGCCCGCGCAAGCAAGUCAGUGAAUCGCGCACUAUUUAUCAGAGUCGGCGAUUUCGCCGGCCGACCAGAGGAAAAGGCUACGGUCUCCCUAUUCUUUGCGACUUUGGUGAGGCGAGAAUUGGGCAGAGACAAGAGUCCGGCCCGUUCGUCCAGCCUCAUAUAUACAGAGCGCCAGAGAUCAUUUUCGAGAUGACUUGGGGAAGUCCCGUAGAUAUCUGGAAUCUGGGCGCUUUGAUUUGGGAUCUGUUUGAAGGAACACAUCUGUUCGGAGAUAUCUUCGAUAGCAGAGGCGGCCACGAUCCAUUCAAACAUCUUGCACUGAUGGUCGCUCUGAUCGGACCGCCGCCGACUGAAUUCGUGCAGCGCAGCGAGACAACAGACCAAUGUUUUGACCGGAAUGGUAGACUUUUGCCUUAG